Molecule: messenger RNA, 726 nt
Organism: Aphanomyces invadans
Lineage: Eukaryota; Oomycota; Saprolegniomycetes; Saprolegniales; Verrucalvaceae
Exons: 1
Coding region: 1-726 (241 amino acids)
Source: RefSeq, a predicted model, not a curated record
AUGUCAACACCACCCAUCUGCACUCCAGACAUUGCGGAGCUCCAUCCUAACGAGACCAGUGGGAACCGCAAAUUCGCAUGCCAUCAUGACAUCAAGCUACUGCUGCAGAUCACUUUCGCGAGUCGCUGGGAGGCCGACCACGGCAAGCAGUUGCAGGCUUGGUCCGCCAUCGCUGAUGCGCUUGGACAGUCUGCAACUUUUGGUCUCAAGAAAACGGGCCCCGCGAUUAAGACAAGGUUUGACGUUCUCAUGUCUCGGUUUGUGCGCGGUGAAAGCGCGUCGUUGCGGAAGUCGGGUACAGCAGAAGAGUACGAGGAGGGAGAGCAAUUGAUGCAGGAUAUCAAGACGCGUAUGGACGAUUUCAAGGCCUCUGAAACAAUUCGAAAAGAUGUAUGCCGACGAAAACUGGAAGGGAUCGAAAACUCGGGUACGUUGUUGCGGAAAAUGGCAUUGGGAGAGCUUGAACGCAGCAGCCAUGAAGAGGCUGGCACACAAAAACGGAAGAAACGUAAAGCUACUGCACCAUCGAUCGACAUGAACAACCUCAUUCAUGCAAUUCAAGCAGGAAUUGAUGACAAGCGCCGCCGAGAAGAGCUCAUUACUGAGCAAUCAGCAGCAAGAUUAGAGUUUGAUCGCGAACAAGCUGCCAAUCGUACCGAACAACACCACGCUAAUCAGCGCAUGAUGAUGGAAUUGAUCAGCGCAAUCGCUAAACGUAUUGAAUAA